Messenger RNA from Acytostelium subglobosum LB1, 1383 nucleotides. RefSeq lists its product as hypothetical. The transcript is spliced from 3 exons. The record is from RefSeq and is a predicted model, not a curated record. Bases 1 to 1383 code for a protein of 460 amino acids. Lineage: Eukaryota; Evosea; Eumycetozoa; Acytosteliales; Acytosteliaceae.
AUGAAUAUCAACGAUUACAAGAACUGGUCCAAAGAUGAACUUCUCCAAUGGUUCACUGAGCAAACCAAAGAGGACGUGAAGGUUCAAGCGAAGAUACUCCACCAGCAAGACAUCAAAGGAGCUGAUCUUCCUCUCACCAGCGCCAACUUGAAGGAAGUUGGCUGUACUCUUGGCCAGGCCAAUGCUGUACUCCGAGUUCUUGAGCAACUCCCCCUUGUCCCAGCUGCCGGUGCUACAGGAGGAGCUGGCCAUGCAAAUGUGUUUGGGUCAUUCGCACAAGAAACAUACCAGACUGAAGGUAUCGAUAUUGAAUCGGUGACCAUCACUAAACGUACCGAGACACUAAAUGAGGUGUAUCGCCAAUUGUCGGAGAAGAGAGUACUGUUGCUUCGCUCCCCUCCAUUCAGUGGUAAGACAUCAUUCUGUACUCUUCUCUCUCAAUACCUGCAAUCAAUGUCAGUGGAUGUCAUCAAGUACCGAUUGAGGCUUCCGCCCGUGGCCAUGGAUGACGAGAUGGUAUUCUUCAAACAGGACUGGGAACAUAUCACCAAGCAAUCGUGGGAAUACUGGCUUGACCAAGGUACAGCAACAAGGGCGAGAUUCAUCAUCAUUGACGAGGCACAGAUCGCCUACAGAAAGGACUACAUGUCAUUCUGGCUCAGGAUCAAGGAGUUGAUGGACGUCAAGAACAAUGCACUCAUUCAUAUCCUUUUGGUGGCAACCUAUGGCGAUGCUGAGACUGACAGAGCAACACCAGUCGAAUUCGGAGUCAACAACUCUCUUGACCUCUCAGAUUUGCUUCUGACAAGAUCAGAGUUUCUUGAACUCGUCACAAACUUCAACGACAACCAUAACAGGACGUCAGGGGUCACCCUCAAUGGAGAUGCUCUUGAAUACUUGUGGAAGAUCACGAGGGGACAUGUUGGCAUCAUCAGACUGGCUCUUCAACUACUGGACACAUUUGCAGCUGACAAAAAGUCACCAUUGGACUCUGAUGACAUCAUCUUCUAUUUCAUCUCUCUUCCAUUCAACAUGAGGAUUGCAGAAACUCGUGCAAUCCCCAAGCAACAACUCAGUGACGCAGAGACCGACAUCGUCAGUUCUAUUCUCUUGACCAAGGGAGCUCCCUUCAAGCAUACAUACGAGUCUACCAGUUCACAACUUGAGGCACUCAAACACCUCAUCAAAAUAGGUGUUCUUGUCGAUAUUACCCUCGAUCGACACUUCACCAAACUCUACUUUGCCUCGCCAAUCUUCCGUGGUAUCUACUUCAUCAGGUGCUUUGGAGCACAGCUUGUCGGCAAGGCGUCAUUGGUGUCUCUCAAAGAAUACAUCAAAACUGUACUCGAAAGAAUCGACCACAAAUCUAUCAAGACGACAUAA